UUUCUUUAGCUCUUUAGUGUUUUCUGCCUAACAAAAACUAUAGAAUUAUCAGAACGUAUGGCUAUACUGUUGGUUGUCUCUUCUACAAUUGGCUUCCUGUAUCGGAAGCAAAUAUGGUACUGAUUUCUAUCUCAUCUCAAAGACCACAACAUACGGGUCUUUAAAGCAUGUAGGGUAUCAAUGCUGUCCAGAAUAUGAUGUUGAUCUCACAUUCUGCUUGUAAAAGGAGAAGCUUGUGCUAAAAAUGAGAGACAUUUUUUUAAUCAGACAUUGGUUUUUGUUCCUCCCAGGAAUGAAAAAAAUGAUGUUUAUUAAGCAAAAUGGGUGGUGUUUUCAGUAAAUGGAGAAUGGAAGCCAUGCGUGGGCUAUUGUUUCUAUAUAAAGAAUUUUGUAACACAGAAAAGAGCUUUAUUCAUCUUAAUAGUCAGCUAAAAAGAAAUACAGUAUUUCAAUCUAAAAUGAGACAGUUGAGUUUUUCUCGAGACAAUCUCACUAUUUUAUAUCUACAAUAAAAUACAAAAUUCUGGUAGACAUU
This is a messenger RNA of Gilbertella persicaria, 535 nucleotides long. RefSeq lists its product as uncharacterized. The record is from RefSeq and is a predicted model, not a curated record. Lineage: Eukaryota; Fungi; Mucoromycota; Mucoromycetes; Mucorales; Choanephoraceae. The transcript has 2 exons. Bases 321 to 512 code for a protein of 63 amino acids.